This is a messenger RNA of Antrostomus carolinensis (chuck-will's-widow), 424 nucleotides long. It is a transcript of the gene CFAP299, whose product is annotated as cilia and flagella associated protein 299. NCBI's taxonomy places the organism in Eukaryota, Metazoa, Chordata, Aves, Caprimulgiformes, Caprimulgidae. The record is from RefSeq and is a predicted model, not a curated record.
GUGCCUUGAGGCCACCUUCAAUUCAUCUCUGACACAUGGAGGCGAAACAGCUAAAUGGUCCAUAAUCUUCAUUCGUGACUGAAAUUCUCGUCACCAGGAGGUGUCUGCAUACAACUAUGCACACAGACUGACAACAGAUGAUUUUGAAGUCUACUUCAGUGGGAAGAAGAGACUUUUCCCUUGGAACACUGAUCUAAGCUUUUACAACUGGGAUAGAAAUGUCAGCACUUCAAAUUCCAGCCCAAAUUACCAAGUGAUUGCAGAAAAUGCCUGUGGACUACUCUUCAAGAGCAAAAUUGAUGGGAAAAUAAUAAAUGUGGAUCCCAAGGCCUACCCAGGAGACAACACAACACGAACGCCUAUUGAAACAGAUCUCUAUCUCCAUGUUGUUAUCUAUGACCAUAUCAUCAAAAGAGGGACCUAA